This is a messenger RNA of Juglans regia (Persian walnut), 2466 nucleotides long. RefSeq lists its product as uncharacterized. The record is from RefSeq and is a predicted model, not a curated record. Lineage: Eukaryota; Viridiplantae; Streptophyta; Magnoliopsida; Fagales; Juglandaceae. The coding region runs from base 1 to 2466 and encodes 821 amino acids. The transcript is spliced from 5 exons.
AUGGCUGCUGCUGCUAUCAACGGAGGUCGGCGUCCCUUCGUGGAUCUAGUAUUGGUGGUUCCUCAACCUCUUCCAGAUAUGUCUGUGGCUUUUCGUCUGCCGAAGUCUAAGGAUGGAGAAAUUUUUUUCCAGUUCUCUAAGGAGGAAGUCCAACGUUCUGCUGAGCCAUUUCGGUAUUCGAUCGUAUUGAAGUUUUUGAGAAACAGACCAUCUUUGGAUGCCAUUCGGGCCUUCAUUCAUAAGAGAUGGAAUCUUGAUGGAGUUCCAGUCGUCUCCAAUAUGCGGCAUCCUCGGAAUGUUUUUAUUAGAAUGGUUUCAGAAGAAGAUUGCAAUAAGGCUCUGUCUCGUGAAGUUAAUGAUAUAGAUGGAAUUCCUUACCGUCCAUUCCACUGGACUCCAGAAUUUAAAGAAGAAAAAGAACCUUCGCUUGUUCCGGUGUGGAUUGUACUUCCAGGUUUGCCUCCAAAUUACUAUCAUGAAUCUUUCCUUAAAAUUCUUACAGCCCCUAUUGGUAGAUUUAUUAGAAGUGAUAACUCUACUCGUUGUGUUACUCGGACUGAUGGUGCUCGUAUCUGUGUUGAAAUGGAUGUUGCUAAGAAACCGUUACUUUCUUUUUGGAUUGGAAUGCCUGGUUUGGGAACUAGCAGAAAGCAAGAAAUUGUUUAUGAAACGUUGCCAGCGUUCUACGUUGAGCCAAAAGAACCAGCUGAGGAGGAUCGGGUGUUAGUUGUUCAAGCAGAUAAUCUUGAUCAUGCGGAGUUGGAACCGGAAAAGGAUCAAGAGGAUAAUCUUGAGAUUCCGGAACUUACAGAAGAAAUGAUUCCAAGAAUUAUGGACGGAAAUUUGGAUUGUGCGAACCGUUUAAGGGAAAUAGAAUUGGAAACAGAUAUGAGGGAGGGGGAAGUGAUUCCUAGUUCUGCAGAAAAAGAUGUUUAUGAUGGACCUGAGGAAGAGGUAUGUCUGGAAGAUGGGUCGAUGUCUGAUCCGGAACCUGAGAAAUGUGCGGAAGUUUUUUUGCAGGAGAAGGAAUAUCACUCGGCUGCCGAAGAUGAAGUUGUUCAGCGUAAAUAUCAAAAGAGGCAGUUUGAGAAGAUCCGUAGUUCUAGGCGGAGUGUGGUUAAAAUCCAUAGUUUCAUGCGGUUAUUGAAAUUUGAUGAGGCGAUAUCAAAUGAGACUGAUGGUGGUAAAAUCUGGGUGUUUUGGAAAAAUGAAUUGGAUGUGCAGGUGGUUCGCAUGAGUUCGCAGUUUGUGUCAUUAUGUAUUACCGAAGGAAGUAAUCAUUUCUUGGGUAAUUUUAUUUAUGCAAAGUGUAAUAGGCUUGAACGUCAGCUGUUUUGGGAGGAGUUGAAUUCGGAUAGAAUGGGUGUGGAGCCGUGUUUGUUUGCUGGGGAUUUCAAUGUAAUUCGGUCGGAUAUUGAGAGGUGUGGUGGGCGUCCGAGGAAUAGAGUUGCAAUUGAUGAGUUUAAUAGAUGGAUUCAUCAGGGUGGGUUGUUGGAAAUGAAUUCACAAGGUGGUAAGUUUACAUGGUGUAAUGGUCAGCAAGGGUUAUCUAGAGCUUGGGCAAAGUUGGAUAGAGUUUUACUUGAUGCAAAUUUUCUGUCUCUUUUUCCGACUGCUCAUUGUUUGUAUCUUCCUAGGACUACAUCGGACCAUUGUCCUAUGGUUAUAGAAUUUUUAAAUGAUCCUUUCUCUUAUGGUCCACCUCCAUUUCGUUUUCAGCAAAUGUGGGUUGAGCAUCCGGAUUUUAUGACUUUUGUUCAAAAUGUUUGGUCUGAAUCGGUUAUAGGUUCGGGCCUUUUUAAAUUAGCUACUAAACUUAAAAAACUUAAGGUGGCGUUGCGUGUAUGGAACAAGAGUGUAUUUGGGAGAACUAAUAAUCAGAUUGCUAUUCUUGAAGAUAAGAUUGAGAAUCUGGAAAAUUUGUUGCAGAGAGGUUGGGAUGAUGAUAUUGAAAGGGAAUUAGUGAGGAGUUCUAAUGAGUUGUCUUCUUGGAGGCUUAGAGAGGAUAUUAGAUUGGCACAAAUGGCUAAAAUUAAGUGGAGAAUGGAUGGUGAUAGGAAUACAAAAUUCUUUCAUGUGUGGUUAUCUAAUAAAAAGCAUAGGAAAAUUCAUCAGUUGAGAACUUCGAAUGGGUUGGAGUUUAAUUCUCCGGAAGAAAUUCAUCUUGGAGCUAUUGAUUAUUUUUCUGAGUUUCUUCAAAGAUCUAAUCCGGUUAGGGAGGUGCCUGAUUUAUCUAGUUUAAUUUCGUCGGUUAUUAAUGAUGAGGAUUGUGUCCGGCUUUGUGGGAUCCCUUCGUUGGUUGAAGUGAAAGUGGCUCUAUCAACUAUUCCUAUUAAUAGGGUGGGCGGUAUCAUUAGGAAUGAUCGUGGUCUUAUGGUUAAUGCUUUUAAUUCUUCUAUUGGUAUCGGUACAAGUAAUAGAGUGGAGUUGUUAGCUGUUCUUCAGGGGCUCAAGGCAUGUUUGUAA